CGCGAUCAUAAGAGAUCAACAUGUUUAGCAGAUACCUCAUGCUUACAAUAACAUCAGGUAUCAGCAGUAAUGCUAGUUUUCACGGACUCGUCAAACAGAUGUAUGAAGCAAAAUGGUGUCCUUGAGAUUGCUAUUGAGCACCGCUGUGUUAUUCGCCGUUAAAGUGGUCAGCAGUGAUUUUGACUGCGCAACAUUCUCUGCCUCUGACAAUAUACCGUUUGAUUUAGUGGCGCCAGUACUUUAUAAGGUCGACUUUAUUAUAACAAAUAACUCAGUAAUUCUUGGCCACUCUAACAUCCUCCUCGAAGUUCAUCGCACAGUUAGACGCAUCAGUUUACAUGUUAACGAAUUGAAUAUAAUUAAUAAGUCGAUAAUGUUUAUCAGGACAAAUAUGAUGACCAAAAAGCGAAACAUAGGAUACGUACCUCAUCGGAUUGGUUAUUGUCCCAUAUCGCAAAUUUUGGAGUUGAAUUUUAAAGAUGAUAUAUAUCCGGGAAUGUAUAAUUUAAGCAUAAAAUUCCAGUUCCCUGUUGACUUGUCUCCGUAUGAUAAUUUCUUCUGGUUGUCCACAAUACGGAAUGAGUUGAACUCGCCACGCAGAGUGUUUCCAAGUUGGGAUAAUCUGGGGGCAAAGGCACGUUUCAGCAUCUCAGUGAAACAUUCUAAGUAUCAACAGGCUUUAUCAAAUGCGCGAAUAUCACACAUAGAUUACGAUAAAGACGAAACGAAGACAUAUUUCGAAGAGAUUCCUAUGAUAGCUCCUCGUGAAGUGGCAAUUGCAGUGAUCGAUUCUGUAAUUUACAGACAGACUAGUUUAAUUUCUAAGGAGAUUAUAUGGUGUCGACAGCAAGUGGAUGACUAUUUAAAGUAUUUUAUUUUCGCUAUUAAAGAGUGCAGGACAACAUAUAACAUAUAUAUUAAAAACAUAACAUAUAACCCAUAUAUUGGAAUUUACAAAACAAUAAAAUUAGAUCAUGUCUUGAUGCCGAAUGCUCCAAUGAAAAUCAUGAGAUAUCCUGGACUCAUUAUUUACAGAGAACAAGAUUUUAUCUACAAUAUAGAUUCAGACUAUCCUGGUUAUAAGAGCAACAUAUUGAACUUACUAGGGCAAGAAAUGGCGCGUCAAUGGUUCAAUCAAGUGACCAGUCCGUCUUCGUCGGCUGACGUUUUGUUUAGUGAGAUCAUCGCGUCGUUUCUCAAUCAUAUUUUGACAGAGAAGCUGCAAAAUAAGACGAUACAGGAUCUUUACGCGGUUCAAAUGAUGCAGUCUGCUUUUCAUCACGAUUCUGCUCUCAAAAUAAAACAUGUCUUACAUAAAAUUGACAGUGCUGAUAAAAUUGAGAGGGACCUUUAUUUUCGCAUAUAUUGCAAUAAAGGAGUCGCCUUAACCCGAAUGUUGUAUUAUUUAUUCAGCCCGGAUGACUUUCACAUUGCUAUGCAGAUGUAUUUCACUCAUAUGGAUCAUAAAGGUUCGUUUGAACUUGCGAAUUUAUGGGACGCUUUGCAACAUGUCCUUGACAUGAGAAACAAGAAAUGGAUCUUUUCGCUAAACGAACUAACGGAUAUGUGGCUAAAUCUACGGUCUUACCCUGUUGUGUACGUUGAUCGUUAUUUUGAUAAUAACACGGUGGCCAUUUCAAAAUACGACACCAGUAUAAUACCUAUAACUUACAUCACGCAAUCGAAUCUCACCUCUGGUCUUACUUGGAAUUUUACUUGGCUCACUGGUCAUGAGAACCAAAUUAUCUUUGAGAUUGCUGAAGAUGAUUUUAUCUUAGUCAAUAUGGAACAAACUGGAUAUUAUCGCGUCAACUACGAUUUCAAGAGUUGGCAGAAGAUUUUGUCUUAUGUGCUCUUCCAAGAUUACACCGUCAUACACGCCAUUAAUCGCGCUCAACUCAUCGACGACGCGUUUUAUUUUGCGAUGCAGCGGACACUCAGUCCUUCUAUCUUUUUGAAUCUCAUUUUGCAUUUAUCGUAUGAAACGGAUUAUAUAGUGUGGUAUCCUGUGUUCAACAUCUUAGCGAGGAUGUCGACUUAUCUCGAAUUACCAGAAAGUCAACAGUUCAAGGAAAUCAUAUUAAAAUUGUUAGGAAAUCUUUUGGAGGCAAUAGGAUAUGAAGAAUGUUCUGAUGAAAGUGAUAUGACAAAGUCAUUGAGAUUAUUAGCAGUAAGAUGGGCUUGUAAAUUGGGUCUUAGAGAAUGCAAGUAUGCCGCCUUGACUAAACUGUUCGAGCAUCUCAACCAGCCUGACAAACCAAUUUCACCAUGGUGGAGGGAAUGGGUAUAUUGCACAGGUAUGGAAACGGCAAAUUUAAAAACUUGGCAAAGGUGGAUGGAGAAAUGUGUUAGAGAGCAAAAUAGCACGUGCUUAACUUACUUGUCUUGUACUAAGAAGGAAAAUGUCGUCAGCUAUUAUUUAGAUCUGCUCGUGGAGACACGCACGUAUGGAAAUUUUUCAAAAAUAUAUGAAUUCACGAAUACCACAGAGAUACUGAUGCUUUUCCAUAUUCUGUUUAAAAAUCAAGCGAAGCACAAUUAUAUGCUUGCGAUGUUCGUAUAUAUACAGGACAAAAUAAUUGACAAGAUUUAUCGUAACUUCGAAAUAAAUCCAGUGAAGUUGUUAACAGAAGUUAUAGGGAAUAUAUAUUCCCACGACAGUUUUGAUAUGAUGGCGAUAUAUGCAGAAUAUUUGGAAUUUAAAAGCAAGGCUCAGGAAGAUCAAUUUUAUGGCUUGAUACGUUUUCGACUUAAAAUGUUGACUCGAAUAGCCGCACAUUUUUAUAUAUUUUAAUUUAUAUUUUAAACAGAAAAUAUGGUUAGAAUCAGAUUGGGCCUAAACCAUAUUUUUUGGCUGUUUUAACACGAAGAUGGUAGUAGUAACAUGCAUAUAAGAUUGUUAUCAUUAAAAUUGUGUUAGUAUAAUUGAUUAAAAAAUUAUUGUUUUGACCAUAA
Odontomachus brunneus is the source of this 2955-nucleotide messenger RNA. RefSeq names its product aminopeptidase N-like. The transcript is spliced from 12 exons. The record is from RefSeq and is a predicted model, not a curated record. NCBI's taxonomy places the organism in Eukaryota, Metazoa, Arthropoda, Insecta, Hymenoptera, Formicidae. Gene Ontology annotation, biological process: proteolysis; peptide catabolic process. Gene Ontology annotation, molecular function: zinc ion binding; metalloaminopeptidase activity; peptide binding. Bases 113 to 2794 code for a protein of 893 amino acids. Gene Ontology annotation, cellular component: cytoplasm.